Diplodia corticola is the source of this 1203-nucleotide messenger RNA. RefSeq names its product mitotic checkpoint protein prcc protein. The record is from RefSeq and is a predicted model, not a curated record. The transcript has a single exon. Gene Ontology annotation, cellular component: nucleus. The coding region runs from base 1 to 1203 and encodes 400 amino acids. NCBI's taxonomy places the organism in Eukaryota, Fungi, Ascomycota, Dothideomycetes, Botryosphaeriales, Botryosphaeriaceae.
AUGGGCCUCGUCGACUAUUCUGACUCCGAGGGCUCCGACAACGACACCCCGCCCGCCCCCAAGCCCGCCACAGCCUCGGCCGCCACAGCCUCGUCCGCCACAGCCUCGUCCGCCACAUCGAAGCCGGCCUUUCAAAAAGUCGUCGACCGCUCCAACCCAGGCAAGAUCCGUGUAAAUCUGCCUUCCGCCGCAGCCUCAGGCCCUGCCGAUGCCCAGCCCUCCGCCGACGAACCUCCUGCCAAGAGAGCGCGCACCGCCGGCGGCGCUUUCAGUGGCUUCAACUCCUUCCUGCCUGCCCCCAAGAAGUCGGGCGGCGCGGGUGCAGGUGCGGCAAAGAACCAAGGCUUGCGCAAAGGUGUUUCCCUGAAGACAAGUGCAGCCCCUGGCUUCAGUCGAGAGCCGGUGGAGGAGGUGGCGCAGAAUGACGAUAGCAAGCAGGACGACGGCGAUGAAGAUGCGUAUGGGCCCGAGGCUCCUGCCGACGAACCAAAGCCUACCGAAGAGGUCAAAUUGGUCGGGAAGCCGAUGAUGUUCAAGCCUCUGUCCGUUUCGAAUAAUGCCAAGAAAAAGAAGAAGGCAGUGUCGACGCUGCCGCCCAUGCCAAAGGCGCCGAAGCCUGCAGGGCAAGCGGCAUCUGCUCCGCAAGCAGAGAGGGCUGCUGCUCCGACUGCGUCUGCUCCCAAGCCAAAGCCCAAGGUUUCCCUUUUUUCCAUAUCCCAGGAGGAGUCAAGCCCGGUUCCUAGUGCGUCGGGAGGAGAAUACCAGCCCUUGCUCUAUACAUCACAACAGACCAGUAAGGUAGAAUAUGCAGAUGGCUCAGAGACCACGACUCCGGGUCAGUCAGCCGGCCAAUCCGUUGAUCGAUCGGCUGGGCCACAAUCCUUGGAAACUAUCGCCUCCGAUCUCAACCUCACUGAAGCCCAACGGCGCCAGCUGUUCGGCCGACAGCGCGGAAAGGGCGGCCAUGAUCUUUCUGCCAUAAGCGUUGCCAACUUUAAUACCGACCAAGAAUAUGCUCACAAUGAGCAGUUGAGAGCCGCCGGCGAGACAGUCCAACACAACCCGGUCAGGUCCAUUGCGCCUGGCAAGCACUCUCUGAAGCAGUUGAUCAACAACGCCACCACUCAGAAAGAUGCUUUGGAGGAGCAUUUUGCCUCAGGGAAGAGAAACAAAAAGGAGGCGGGUAGUAAAUAUGGUUGGUGA